AUUCUAAAAAUUAAGCAAUCAGAAAAACACCAGAAAAAUAUACAAUAAUUUACACGCAUAUCGUAACGAAGCAUUCAGUCAUCUUUUUCCAUAUUUCAUUGUCAAAUCGAUAUUGUAGAAUAUACAAAAGUGAUAUAACAUAAGGUUGUGAGCCAUAUGUAUAUGCUUUCAUACAAUUUGCAUCUGGCGCAUUGACUUUAGUAACAAAUAGAUGGAACGAAAAUAACUGUUUUGUAUCAAUGAAUAUUUCAAAACCGGUCCGUCCCUGCAAGUUAAAGAGUUUACCAAAGAUUCCUAAUCUUAUAUAGUGCACAAUGAUAAAGCAUCAUGGAUUUUUGUCAGAAAUUCUGAAAUAACUUUAAUUAAAUAUAUCACCUGGAACCACAAAGAAGAAAUUUAAACGAAGAAAGUAGCAGAGAACGAAAGUAAACUGCCAAAUGGAGAUACAGUUUGUAGGGAAAAGAGCCCUCGUUACUGGAGCUGGGAAAGGAAUUGGGAGAGACAUUGCUAAGCGUCUUGUAGAGCUUGGUGCUGAUACGGUUGCGUUGAGCAGAACACAGUCUGACUUGGACAGCUUGAAAGCUGAAGUUCCCGCAAUUAAAAUAGUACAAUGUGAUUUGCGAGAUUGGGACAGAACAAGAGAAAGUUUACAGACCGUGGGUGACAUUGAUUUACUUGUAAACAAUGCUGGAGUCAGUAGAAUUGGUCCAUUUUUAGACGUCAAAGAAGAAGACAUAGAUUGGAUGUUUGAUAUCAAUUAUAAAGCAGUGUUUAAUGUUGGCCAGGUGAUUUCACGAUCAAUGGUGGAUAGAAAGACAGGCGGGGCAAUAGUGAACGUCUCUAGUGCAUCUACUUUCCAUGGACUAGAAGACCAUGCUGUAUAUAGUUCGACAAAGGCCGCUGUUGAUAAAUUGACACAUAUCAUGGCCCUUGAACUGGGGAAACACAAGAUACGUGUAAAUGCAGUAAAUCCCACAGUGGCCCUUACAGAUAUGGGAAAAGUAAAAUGGAGCGACCCUAUCAAUGCCGCACCUAUGAUCGCAAGAAUUCCAAUGGGAAGGUUUUUAGAUGUAUCAGAAAUUGUGAAUGCCAUAAUGUUUCUUUUGAGUGACAAAGCCACGAUGAUCCACGGAAUUACACUACCAAUAGAUGGAGGGUUACUUACUACCUAGUGUCAUUUAUGCGAAUUUAAUUUCAACAAAUUUAUAUGAAUCUUACAUGCUGUAUCUUUUUUCUAAAUUUAUUGCUAUUUAUUAUAUACUAGUAUGAAAUUUUAUUAUAACAUGACUAGAAUAACAUUGGUAGUUUACAAGUAUCUGAUUAAAAUGGAGCAAGUCACUAGAUGAAUACAGUAUUCAUGAGUUUUGAAAUUGUUUGAUAUAGGUAAACAUUUGUUGACGGU
Messenger RNA from Ruditapes philippinarum (Manila clam), 1402 nucleotides. RefSeq names its product L-xylulose reductase-like. Gene Ontology annotation, biological process: xylulose metabolic process; glucose metabolic process. Gene Ontology annotation, molecular function: L-xylulose reductase (NADPH) activity; carbonyl reductase (NADPH) activity. Lineage: Eukaryota; Metazoa; Mollusca; Bivalvia; Venerida; Veneridae. The coding region runs from base 438 to 1172 and encodes 244 amino acids. The record is from RefSeq and is a predicted model, not a curated record. The transcript has 7 exons.